UAUCUCUUCAUCUUUCUCUAAUCUUCACUAUUGCUCUCUCAAUUUAUAUCUCUGAUACAAACGGCGUUUGAGUGAUUUUUGGCUGAAUACACAAUGGGAACAAAGGGGGAUUCUCCAAUCAUGAAUGUGUUGAUUGGAUGGUUGAGGAAGCGGUCUAAGAGAGUGAAGAUCAUUUUGGGGGCAUUGCUUUUUAUUUUUGCGCUGUUGGCUCUGAAGUUCACUGUUGAAGAUACAGUCCAUCUCUACUUAGUCUCUCGAAUAAUUCAUUUAGCAGGGAUUAUUGUUCUCAUACACAAGCUCUUUUACCGCAAGACCUGCUCUGGUUUAUCACUUAAGACCCAAGAGAUCACAGCUUUAUACCUAGCUUCAAGAAUAGGUUUGAGCUAUUUGAUGGUGGGAAACAUCCACACUGUGCUAGAUUUCAUAACUCUUGUGUCCACAUUACUUGUUAUAUGGGCGAUAAGAUUCAGGUUUAAGUCAUCCUAUGUCAAAGAGCUUGAUAGCCUGAAACGAUCAUUAGUGGUGGUUCCUUGUGCAAUCCUUGCAGUCCUAAUCCACCCAUAUACACCUCAUCCUCGCUUAUCUCGAAUCUCAUGGGCAUUUAGUGGGUAUUUGGAAGCUGUUUCAGUUCUUCCUCAACUUCACUUUCUGCAAAAUGCAAAGAUAGUUGAAACACUCACUGGAUAUUAUGUAUUUGCUCUUGGGGUUUCAAGAUUCUUGCAAAUGGCUCAUUGGAUUAUUCAGAGCUAUGAAAAUCCAGGGUUAUACUUUUUUAUGAUUGAGAAUGGAAAUUUCUGGUUCGCGGCAGCAUUUAUCGCGGAAAUGGUUCAAUCAUUUAUCUUGGCAGACUUUUGUUACUAUUAUAUGAAAAGCUUCAUACAGGGACAACUUUUAAGGAAAAUGCCUAUUUAAGGAUAUCGAUUUGCUGGGGCACAAUGUGCUAAUUAGUAAUUAUGCACAUAAAAAAAGUUAGAGGCUAGUUAUCCUUCUAUUUGCUAGUUAUCUUCAUAUAUGUAAGAUUUUAUUCUUUUUCCGUUUGAACUCUUUUUA
Molecule: messenger RNA, 1050 nt
Organism: Lotus japonicus
Lineage: Eukaryota; Viridiplantae; Streptophyta; Magnoliopsida; Fabales; Fabaceae
Exons: 6
Coding region: 94-912 (272 amino acids)
Biological process (GO): protein retention in ER lumen
Cellular component (GO): membrane
Molecular function (GO): ER lumen protein retrieval receptor activity
Source: RefSeq, a predicted model, not a curated record